CCCCUCCCGCGGGGAGCCCCGAGUCUGUCCCAGCCCUUGGCGGGCUCCGGGGCGCGGGAUCCUCACGGGGUUCCGGCUGGGCAAGGAUGGGGACGAGUUAACCCGGAGGUUUUUACUGUCCCGGUUUGACUCUCACAGGGGCAGGGAAGUGCGAGGGAAUCCGUCAUUGUCGCCCCCCCCUUCCCCACCCGUUUUCCCCCUCCCAUCCCUGAACUGCAGCUCUGACCAUUCGGUUUCCAGGGGACAAGACUGUCCUUUCUUUGUUCCAAUGGAAAAUACCAAUCUGAAGCCCCAAGCAACCCAACCGAGGAGUACUGUUGGCUCUGCUGAGAGAAGGUUUUGGGUGGGCACUUCCACGAGGUCGCCUCCAACUUGAUUUAUUCUGGGACAGGAUCUCUCCACUCAGACUUUGGAUCCUGCAGAUGGACAUCCUGCAGAUGCCACACCAUAGCAUCAGGACUCAAUUACAGCUCUUGUUUGCCAGGCUACCAGGGGUGCGGGAUGACUCUCUUUGAUGGCGUCUACCCCUUCUACCUGCAGCAGAGGAAGGCUGCAGUGUUUGAUGUCAGCACCAUCAUCGUGAUCGUGGUCUUCCUGACGUUUGCCUGCAGCUUCCUGCUCAUCAUCCCAGGCAUCCGCGGAUGGGCGAGGCUGUACUGGACACUCCGGGUUCUCCUCAGCCUGGUCGUGGGAGUGGUGAUUGUCGCCGUCCACUUCACAGGGGACUGGGAGACCGGGUGGGUGACAGCAAACACCUCCUACAAGUCCUUCAGCAGAGCCCUGGUGAAUGUGGACAUUGGGCUUCACGUCGGCCUGGCAGGGGUGAAUGUGACACUCGUGGGAAACCCGGUGAAUCAGCUCAAUGAAACCAUCAGCUACAACGAGCACUUUGCCUGGAGUUUCAGUGCUGACUACGACCACAGCUACAGUGCAGGCCUGGAGAAGGGGCUGCCCAGCCCCAUCCUCUACGUGGCAGAGAAGUUCAGCAGGCAAAGUCCCUGCAGCGUGCACGGGCAGUACCGCAUCUCCGGCCACUACGCAUCGGCCAUGCUCUGGGUGGCCUUUUGCACUUGGCUCAUCUCCAACAUGCUCUUCUCCAUGCCCGUCCCAGUCUAUGGAGGCUACAUGCUGCUGGUCACAGGAGCUUUCAUGAUCUUCUCUUUGCUCUCCUUUUCCACCGUGAGGAACUCCUUGAUGUGCCCAAUCCACUUUGGGACCUCAGUCCUGCACACGGGCCUUGGGGGAUCUUUCUGGCUCACACUAGCAAUUGGUUUGCUCUGUUUCUUGGCUGGGAUCACUGUUGUCACAUUGCACUACUUCAGCUUGGACCUACUGAAAACUUUCUUUGAUCUCCGGGAGGACAAAGUGGAGGAGCAUCAGGAGAUGAUGACUGAAGUGUAUGUCACCCCUCAUUUUCUGAACAAAGAACUGCCUCCUUCUCAGGCCCCUGGACUCAGCCCCAACAGCAUCUAGAAGAGUUUUUCCCACUCCUUCCCUGAAGGUGGACCUGAAAGGGCAGAUCAUAAACCCUUCUGGAUGUCCCCAGGGACUUAUUUCCCCACCCAGCUACCUCUGAGGAGUGCCCAAGCCCAGGCUGGGUGCCUCCUUGCUGAGAAGUACCCUUGCAGACUCUAUCUCCUUGACCAUGGCCUCUGGCAGAGGGCAGACCCAGCAGCGAGCUGGCAAAGAGCAGCUCACAGCCCUGGCCACUUAACCUGCAUGCUCAGCUGGGGCUCCAUCCCAGCAGAAAUUCCCAUCCUACUCCAUACCCAGGCCACACUGGUGACUCCCUGAGUCUCCAAUGGGCACCCAGAACCACCCCAGAAACUGAGAUCACUGGGGAGCACCCAGGGCUCCUAAAGCCAGUGAUUAAAUCUGCUCAUUUCUUCCUCAAACACUGACAUUAGCAUAGACCUUUAGAUGUAGGUAGGAAAGCCAGGAACAGAUUCAGAUCCCAUCAGGCUGGGUGCUGCUGGAUGAGCAAGAGCAAAAAAGCUGCUCCAGAAAUCAAGACUAAGUGAACAUGUGAUGGAGUUUGCCUGGGGUGGGACAGGAACAUGGGGAUGAGGUUAUUUUCAGGAAGAGAGGAAGGAAGGGAGGAAGGGAGGGAGGAAGGGAGGGAGGGAGGAAGGAAGCAAGCAAGCAAGCAAAAGGGAAGGAGGAGGUUACCCCCAUGUAGCUGGAGCAGACUCGAGCUGGCUGGGCACACCAUGGAGUCAAACCCAGACAAGGUGAGACAUGAAGUGCCUCCAAGCAGAAGAUGGGCUCUGGAACCAAACCCCCUGCCUGAUGGAGACUCCACGGAGAGGAGAGGGAGAUGGCUAUUUCUGAAUGCUGGAGACCUGGGCAGCUUCAGUCCAGUUAACUGUAAACAACAUCAUUUAAGUAUUUUGGCUCUUUUCUUUCUGAGAGAAGACCCUUGGUGUUAAGUUCCUGAUUUCUUCCACGUGAUGGCUGUGUUGCACCCACGUGAUUUCCAUCAAGAAUUAGUAUUUUCAG
Messenger RNA from Calypte anna (Anna's hummingbird), 2499 nucleotides. It is a transcript of the gene DUOXA2, whose product is annotated as dual oxidase maturation factor 2. Gene Ontology annotation, biological process: protein transport. Bases 502 to 1473 code for a protein of 323 amino acids. Gene Ontology annotation, cellular component: endoplasmic reticulum membrane. The transcript is spliced from 8 exons. The record is from RefSeq and is a predicted model, not a curated record. Lineage: Eukaryota; Metazoa; Chordata; Aves; Apodiformes; Trochilidae.